ACAUGCAUUACUUGCCAAAUAGUUAAUUUAGAUCAGAUAGUGCUGUUUAAGAUUGAAAUGUUUGCUUCUACCAGUCGAACUCUGUUCGCUCGCUCAGUGGCUCCUCAGCUGCGAAAUGGACUCCGUCGAGGAAUUGCAGCCAACGUGCAGCGUGAGGCUCGCAGGAACCGACACUUGAUGAUGGGUGGAGCAGCAUUCAUCGGCGGUGGACUUUGGCUAUGUCUAGACAAUUCGAAAGUUGUGGCCGAGACUUUAAAAGUGGACUGGAAGAAACUAAAAGAGGACAUUGUCGGACUACUGGACGAUGAUAACCAUGACGACGGCUCCUUUGGGCCUAUUUUUGUCCGACUAGCUUGGCACUCGUGUGGUACUUGGUGUAAGCACACAAAGACAGGAGGAAGUGACGGUGGUACUAUGAGGUUCAAGACGGAAGGAGGCCAUGGAGCCAAUGCGGGUCUGCAUACUGCCCGAGCCAGAUUGGAACCACUGAUGGAAAAAUAUCCAGGGUUGUCGCAUGCCGACCUUUACGUGUUUGCUGGAUGCAUAGCGAUUGAAGAGAUGGGAGGACCUCGAAUUCCCUUCCGCCCUGGAAGAUCUGAAGCCAAGGAGGAGUCGGCUCCUGAAAAGGAUCCACGAUUCUCACCCGAUGGUCGAUUGCCCGAUGCGGCUCAGCAGGAGACUCAUCUACGAGACAUUUUCUACCGAAUGGGUUUCAAUGAUCAGGAGAUUGUUGCUCUAAGUGGAGCCCAUGCUCUCGGACGUUGUCAUACGACAUCUUCCGGUUUCGAAGGACCCUGGACUCGAGCUCCGACUACUUUUUCUAACGAGUACUUCAGAGAACUCGUGGAGAAUACAUGGACUGUGAAAAAGUGGAAGGGUCCGAAGCAGUACGAAGAUCCAACAGGGGACCUGAUGAUGUUGGAAUCGGACAUGGCACUGACUCGGGAUCCGACUUUCAAGAAGUGGGUGGAGAUCUAUGCUAAAGAUGAAGAAAAGUUCUUCAAGGACUUUCAGGCCGCAUUCACGAAGCUGACGGAGUUGGGUUUAAAGUUUCCUCCGGCAGAGCAGGCUAAAGGUGGAUUUUUCAGUUUCCUAGGCGGAAAAUCUCCCAGUCCAUAUGUGAAUUAAACUAUGUACUGAAACUAACUUUAAACGUGUAUAGUAAACUACGAGGAAUAAAUUAUUAGUAAAUUCUGAAAAAUAACUGUUUUGUGUGUUAUAGGCGCUUGAACUUCAUGCAGUUUCCUUGUUUAUCAGUUCUCUAUUGGAAAUCGACUUAAAUAAGAUUAAAUAUGGGGCUCUUCUAUAGUUUUGAUUUUCUGUGAAAAUUUGAGACAAUCAUACAUUGGGGCUACGAUAAGGACUAUUGAUCAUAUUAUCAUUGUUGAUAAUAGAUUUGUAAAGUGUUUUCUGCAUCCUGAGAAUAAAUUAUUUGACCUUU
Symsagittifera roscoffensis is the source of this 1441-nucleotide messenger RNA. RefSeq lists its product as uncharacterized. Gene Ontology annotation, biological process: cellular response to oxidative stress; hydrogen peroxide catabolic process; response to reactive oxygen species. The transcript has 2 exons. Gene Ontology annotation, molecular function: peroxidase activity; heme binding. Bases 58 to 1128 code for a protein of 356 amino acids. Lineage: Eukaryota; Metazoa; Xenacoelomorpha; Acoela; Convolutidae. The record is from RefSeq and is a predicted model, not a curated record.